AUGAGCCUCGUGCUUACCUCUCCUCCUUCCAGGCCCAUGGUCAUCGACCUGACUGAAACGCCAUCGCCGCCACCAAGCCAUAUCGCAAUCACAAACGGAAACGGAAACGAACAGCAGCAACAUACUCUUCCCCAUGCGCAGCGGCGGCAGAAUGAUUCUCAGGAUGAAGGGCCGCCGCCAAAGAGGAGGCGUGUUGACUUUAAUUGGGCUGGCAAACAGGUCUCUCCUUAUGUGAGCCGGGCGCUGAGGGACCUGCCAGCUUCCGAGUACAUACUUGAUGAAAUUGCGAUAAAGGCCGUUUCCAUGUUUGCCAAGGAUCCGCUCUUUGUCUCCCGAUUAGAUGAAAACAACGACUACAAGCUGCCGGCCGAUGAUGAAUGGACUGCUACAAAGGCCAAAAUAAUCGUUACAGAGCUAUCUGAGAGACCUGAAUAUCGUGUCGCCCCUAUAAAAGCGCCAAGUUCGAGCAGCUACACGUCCCCUUACCCCCCGCUGAAGGAGCAACUUCUUGCCAGAUUUAAACAGGUUCCGCCAGAAAUAAAAAAGAUAGCCGCUAAACAACCGAAAACCUCAAUACCAAAAAGACAAGAUAAUACUCCUAGAACAAGAUAUGGGAGUCGGUGGGAGCCGACCAAAUGCGGCCCAUCCUCAAAUACAUGGUUUGACCUCGAUCACCGGCCUUACCAAUCAGCAUCAGAUCGCGAACUCAUUGUCAAAGGUGCUGAUCGCUUAUACCGCGAGCUCAAGGAAGAGCUGAAGAGCCCAGCUGUCUAUCAUGUGGACUUUACGUCUGACGAAAUUCGGCAAAUCAUGGCAUGCUUCUCAAUGUAUCUUCCCGUGGGAUAUCCUGCGACCCCUGAACAUUUGGCGCGGCUCUGCCAUCAGUUCAAUGUUCCGUCAAUUGUUAAUAACAGUUUGCCUCACCGGACGGUCGAAGAUGUACGCAAUUACUGUUCGGAUCUGCUUGCGGGCAAAGCAGUGCCGCCAAGCCGAGUUCAGAUCCUGAGUCUUGACCCUAGAGCGAAUGGAUCUCGCUCGCAACAGGAGAAGAGACGUGCCAGUCGACUAUCAUCCUUGCUUUUAGCUCGCGAGAUGGUAGGAAACCGAGGAUUUGCCCAUAUGCGCCAGUAUGAAAACUUUCAAAACGAGUUUCGCAAGGCGCACGAGGACAGCUUGGACUUGGUCGCAGAGUACACAAACUGUGCCGGAGACAUUGCGACGACAACUUGGAUCCCGGAUGACAAUGUUUUGUGCGGCACAACUGCACACUCGGAUAGCCAUAAUCAGCAGUAUAAUAAGCCGGGCAAUUUACUCCUUUGCUCGACAAAGCUGGGGCAGCUUAAGGCGUUUCCUGACCACCGAAUCCCACGGCCACUCGUCGAAAAGGGAGAAAACUCCACGACGGCCAUGCGUGAAAGCCAGGACCCAUGGCUGUAUUCUUUCGACAAAACGGUCAAGGUGUGGAAGGUUGAUGAAUCUGGCAGCAACAUGACUGCGUUAGCCACCUGGUACUUUGGCGGCAACGUAAAUUUUGUCUCCGUGGCCAAGGACGGCUCUGGACGAGUUGCUACUGCGGCCGAUGUUCCUACAGAGGCCAUUCGGAUAUACACAAUCAACAUGAAUGACAUUGCGAACAGCCCUUACGUCUCCUUUUCAUGUACUCGGACUGACGCCGACGGCUCCGAUAAGUGGGCAUAUUUCCCAGCAACAAUGCAGUGGGGCCGUGACUCGACAAGCCAGCAUCUGCUUGCUGUAGGAUAUUCUCCUCGGAGCUUCUCAGGAGAUGACCACGACAUCCCCUUCGAUAAACAGAACUCGGGAGAGAUUACUCUUUGGAAUGCGAAGCUGAAUCAGCGAAUUCCUAUCACAACUGCUACAACUGCCAACUUCUUUGAAGUGGCCUGGCAUCCCACAUUACCGAGAUUCAUUGCCGCAACCUCUCCCUCUUCUCAGUCUGAGAAGAAGGUGCGAACUCAGAUCCAUUUGUUCGGAAAGCAAACCAGUCCCCAGCAAGAGGGCGGGUUUUCCGAAUACCAUAACCUUGACUGUUUUGCGUCAGACAUCAACGAGCUGACCUUUAUGCCGAACUCGUUUAAACAUGCAUAUGUGACUGCGGGGUGCACAGACGGCAAAGUAUACGUCUGGGACACGGCGCAAGGAGACAACCCUGUGCAUAUUCUACAGCAUGGCCGUCCUCUGGACGAAUACUACCAUGACCGAGAGAAGGAAGACACUGGAGUCAAGUUUACAGCUUGGGGGAACAACCUAGAUCGAUUCUACACAGGUUCCAGCGAUGGAACCGUCAUGGUCUGGAACGUGCGCAAGAAACACCGACCAUAUAUACGGACUAUCUUGGAAGCACCUGGUCCCAUUUCCUGCGGUGCCUUUUCGCCCGAUUUCCGGAAAAUGGUCGUUGGAGAUGCGACUGGUCGGGUGUUUCUGUUUUCUAUAGAUAAAGAAGACGAGCCAGAGGCACACUUCAUCAGGAUCCCAGGCGUGGACCGGCCGCUUCGACGUCCCACGCCGUUUAUACCGCACCCCGAACCAGAGCCUCCAUACCGAGAUCCAGACAACCCGAACAAUGUUAAUGAUGACGAUGACAUGCACAUUGCCGACCUGGUGAAGCGAAUCUAUCUAGACACGAAGCAGCUUGUUAUUGACCCUAAUCCUACCAUUGGCGCCGUACAAGGGCCAGAAUAUGCCUCUACGGGUCUCUUCCGUCGAGAGGCACACCUAAACGAAGACCCCGCAGGCCAUUUACUCAGCUAUUUCGAGAGAAAUCAGAGACAGAGCAUCGCUGCAAGCCGGGGCCAGCUGAGCCGCUCUGUGCGAAAGCUUCGAGACCCUGGGGAGCCAGAUGCCCGACUGAAAGUCAUACACGCUAUGAACAAGGCACGAGAUCUGGAUAUAGAGCUCCUGGCAGAAGGCGACCGGGAUGAUCUUGUUCAAUCUAAGGCAGAGCUGAUACUUAAUGAAGUGGACUGCGGGUUUGCUUACGAGGAACUGCCUAAGGAGGCUGAUGAAUAA
Messenger RNA from Trichoderma breve, 3027 nucleotides. RefSeq lists its product as uncharacterized. The transcript is spliced from 5 exons. Bases 1 to 3027 code for a protein of 1008 amino acids. Gene Ontology annotation, molecular function: protein binding. Gene Ontology annotation, biological process: TOR signaling; regulation of actin cytoskeleton organization. Gene Ontology annotation, cellular component: TORC1 complex; TORC2 complex. The record is from RefSeq and is a predicted model, not a curated record. Lineage: Eukaryota; Fungi; Ascomycota; Sordariomycetes; Hypocreales; Hypocreaceae.